Messenger RNA from Arvicola amphibius (Eurasian water vole), 444 nucleotides. Its product is annotated as protein max-like. Gene Ontology annotation, cellular component: RNA polymerase II transcription regulator complex. NCBI's taxonomy places the organism in Eukaryota, Metazoa, Chordata, Mammalia, Rodentia, Cricetidae. Gene Ontology annotation, molecular function: DNA-binding transcription factor activity; protein dimerization activity. Gene Ontology annotation, biological process: positive regulation of transcription by RNA polymerase II. The record is from RefSeq and is a predicted model, not a curated record.
AUGAGCAAUAACGAUAACAUUGAGGUAGAGAGCAACGCUGACAAAUGGGCUCACCAUAAUGCACUGGAACGAAAACAUAGGGACCACAUCAAAGACAGAUUUCACAGUUUGCGGGACUCGGUCCCAUCACUCCAAGGAGAGAAGGCAUCCCGGGCCCAAAUCUUAGACAAGGCAACAAAGUAUAUCCCGUAUAUGCGAAGGAAAAACCACACGCACCAGCAUCUCAAGCAGCAGAAUGCUCUUCCGGAGCGGCAAGUCCGUGCACAGGAGAAAGCAAGGUCAAGUGCCCAACUGCAGACCAACUACCCCUCCUCAGACAACAGCCUCUACACCAACGCCAAGGGCGGCACCAUCUCUGCCUUCGAUGGGGGUUCAGACUCCAGCUCAGAGCCCGAGCCUGAAAAGCCCCAGAGCAGGAAGAAACUCCGGAUGGAGGCCAGCUAA